This is a messenger RNA of Salvia hispanica, 1770 nucleotides long. Its product is annotated as putative WD repeat-containing protein C2A9.03. The record is from RefSeq and is a predicted model, not a curated record. NCBI's taxonomy places the organism in Eukaryota, Viridiplantae, Streptophyta, Magnoliopsida, Lamiales, Lamiaceae. Gene Ontology annotation, molecular function: protein binding.
UUUCUCACUUCUCUGCAAGCGCGCGCACACACUUUUCUCUCUCUCAAAUCUCAUCUAGCUCAUUUUCUCCCUAACAUUUUCGAAAUCAAAUCUGACUGCACUCUUUAGCAGUAUCGAAGCUCGAGAAAUCUCACUGAAUUCGAUUGAUUCCAAUUUCUCAGUCUGUGUUGUUCUCCUGCCCUUUUUUUCGUUCGAUUUCUGACUGUUCGUCCACGGAAGCGUUUCGAGUGAAAAUCAAUGGAGCAAUUUCCCAACCACGAGCUCGAGUAUAUUGUCGACGAUUACUACGACAUAACUGAUUUCGAGGAUGACAACGAUUCUCCGAGGAUCGGAAGUAGUUCCAUGGAUGGUGACUCAUCUGACUCCGAUUUUGAGGACGAUUUUGAGCUGAACAAUCCAAUGACUGAUACAUCAGCUUUAGAAGUCAAGAAAGGCAAGGAUAUUCAAGGAAUUCCAUGGGGAAGGCUCAAUUUUACUAGAGAGGAGUACCGUGAAUCCCGUUUGAAGCAAUACAAGAAUUAUGAGUGUCUGUCGCUCAGCCGUGAAGAUCUUGAGAAGGAGUGCCAAAAAGUGGAGAAAGGCCACAACUUCUACGAUUUCCAGUUCAAUACAAGGAUGGUCAAAUCCACAAUCGUCCAUUUUCAGCUGAGGAACCUACUAUGGGCAACCUCAAAGCACGACGUUUAUCUGACCCAAAAUUACUCUGUGAUGCACUGGUCAUCAAUGCUCAGGAAGAGUCGAGAAGUACUUAAUGUUGCUCGGCCUGUUGUACCAACCCUGAACUCCCCUGGAUCUAUGGCUCAGACUGUUUCACGAGUUCAAAUAAGCACCAUGACCGUGAAGGACAACCUAAUGGUGGCCGGUGGUUUCCAAGGAGAGGUUAUGUGCAAGUAUCUAAACCAACCUGGGGUUGCCUUCUGCACUAAAGUAGCCACAGAUGAAAACGCUAUCACCAACUCUGUCGACGUUUAUAACAACCCCAGUGGCGCGAUGAGGGUUAUCACUGCGAACAAUGAUGCCCAAGUGAGGGUUUUGGAUGGCGGAAACUUCAAGUGCCUGAAUCGUUUCACGUUCCCGUGGUCUGUUAAUAACAUCUCCGCGAGUCCGGAUGGGAAGUUGCUUGCAGUUCUUGGUGACAGCCCCGAAUGUUUACUAGCAGACGCUCAAUCGGGGAAGGUUGUCAGCAACCUAAAAGGGCAUCUGGACUACUCAUUUGCGUCGGCCUGGCACCCAGAUGGAAACAUUUUGGCCACAGGGAACCAAGACACGACGUGCAGGCUGUGGGACGUGAGGAACCUAUCCGAGUCCGUGCAGGUGCUCAAGGGAAGGAUGGGUGCUAUCAGGGCCAUCCGGUUUACAUCAGACGGUCGGUUCAUGGCCAUGGCUGAGCCAGCCGACUUCGUGCAUGUGUUUGACACGAAAUCGGACUAUGCAGCAGGGCAGGAGAUCGACCUGUUUGGUGAAAUAGCCGGCAUCUCCUUCAGCCCGGAUGCAGACGCCUUGUUUGUGGGCGUUUCGGACCGGACAUACGGCAGUUUGUUGGAGUUCAAUAGGAGAAGUUAUGACAGCUACCUUAACUGCAUCUUUUAGUUCUAAAAAGAUGAGAUCGUAGCCUUUUGGUCUGAAUGGUUGGUUUCUGUGAUAUUUAUUAUGCAGAAAAAAAAAUGAAUAGAAAUUUUGCAGAUGUAAAUUGUUGUUGGUGCUUGUUCUGUAAAUGAGAACAUUUUGUGGCUUGUGUAUAUAUUAAUAUAAAUUCUAUAAUUGUCUUUC